Molecule: messenger RNA, 1496 nt
Organism: Acanthochromis polyacanthus (spiny chromis)
Lineage: Eukaryota; Metazoa; Chordata; Actinopteri; Pomacentridae
Product: myeloid-associated differentiation marker-like
Exons: 1
Coding region: 228-1082 (284 amino acids)
Cellular component (GO): membrane
Source: RefSeq, a predicted model, not a curated record
GGCCCAUAAACAGCACAGAUAAGGCCAGGAUGCUCUGUUUGAACAUCCACCACCACACCCAAGUUUCACUUUCCAAGAACACACCUGUUCUUGCUUUUGUCUUCAUGGAUUUCUUCAUUACAGGACCGGGUCUGAACGUCAAGGCCUCGCUGUGCAGAGGGACGCACUGACCACGGUGCAGAACUGUUUGUUUUCAUUUGGGUCAGACAGACUCCUCCGGUCCAACCAUGGUCCAUGUGGAUUUGCACUCCGUCACCCAGCCGGUGGGCAUCAUGCGGAUAAUGGCAGCGAUCCUCACCUGCAUGUGCUUCAUCCUGGUAGCGACAGUGGGCCAUGUGUCGUCUCCGUACUGGGCGUGGUGCAUGUUCACUUGGUGCUUCUGCUUCUUCUUCACCCUUUGCAUUCUCAUCCUGGAGUUCACCACGCUCAGCACCAAGGUGCCUUUUGCCUGGGAUGACUUCACGGCCGCCUUCGCCAUGCUGGCGGGCCUCCUGUGCCUGUCCGCCUCCAUCAUCUACCCCAUCUUCUUCACCUGUAGCAUCUGCCACCGGGCCAUUGGUGCCUCCGUGGUGUCCUGGGUGUGUUUUGCGGUGUAUGCAGGCGAGGUGGUCAUAACUCGCCUUCGUCCGAGCGGCCAAACCAGCGGCUUCCUCUCCACGCUGCCUGGCAUCAUGAAGAUGCUGGAGACCUUCUUCGCCUGCCUCAUCUUCACGUCCCUGGAGACGGGCCAGUACUCGGGGUCUCCGGGGCUGCAGUGGUGCGUCGCUGUGUACUCGCUGUGUUUCAUCUUCGCCCUCCUCAUCAGCCUGCUCAGCCUCGGACAGCUGACCGUUCACUUUCCAUUCUCCUUUGACAAGCUGGCGAUUGUCUACAACGUUUUGGCAGCGGUGAUGUAUAUGACGGCUGUGGUGAUCUGGCCGCUGUACAGCUUCCGCAACAAUAAGAGACCCAGUAACUGCGGCUCGCUCUGUCCCUGGGAUAAACUGCUGGUGGUGACCUUCAUGACCAUCUUCAACGCUAUCGUCUACACGCUGGACUCCAUCUACUCCAUACGUCUGGUGUUCUGUGUCAGCAGAGAGUGAACUGCUGCUUAUUUAAACUAAGAUACACUACUGUUCAGAAGUUUGGGGUCACCCAGACAGUUCCAUGUUUUCCAUGAAAAGUCCCACUUUUAUCCAUGUGCUAACAUAACUGUACAAGGGUUUUCUAAUCAUCAAUGAGCCUUUCAACACCAUUAGCUAACACAAUGUAGCAUGAGAACACAGGAGUGAUGGUUGCUGGAAAUGUUCCUCUGUACCCCUAUGGAGAUAUUCCAUUAAAAAUCAGCCCUUUCCAGCUAGAAUACUCAUUUACCACAUUAACUAUGUCUACACUGGAUUUAUCAUUCAUUUAAUGUCAUCUUCAUUGAAAAAAUGCUUUUCUUUCAAAAAUAAGGACAUUUCUAAGUGAUCCUAAACUUUUGAAUGGUAGUGUAGAUUAAUUAAAGUUGCUCUUUU